This is a messenger RNA of Scatophagus argus, 2104 nucleotides long. Its product is annotated as coiled-coil domain-containing protein 148-like. Lineage: Eukaryota; Metazoa; Chordata; Actinopteri; Scatophagidae. The record is from RefSeq and is a predicted model, not a curated record. The coding region runs from base 241 to 2046 and encodes 601 amino acids. The transcript is spliced from 15 exons.
GAGGGGCAGCACAAGCUAAGCUAGGGUACCGUGGGGAAAGAGCUGAUGUGAUAUGUGUUGCGUUUAGUUAUAUUACGACGCCCUGCAAAAAAACCUGCCAUGUUAAUUUCAUCUGGCUGAAGCGUAGUCCAAGCUAACUUACCUAACUGACAAACUGACAGCUAAAACAACUGCUUCUCCGUGACGCCUUUCCAGCUCACCUGACUUUUUGUACUGUGGUGUAAAUAUAUCUCUACAGUUAUGACUGAGAGGCAUUUGCAUACAUUCAUUACAAAAUACAGAGCAGAAGAUGGUGAAAAACUGACUCUGCGGAUGAAAAAUGGUCUUGGCAGCUCAAAGUAUAAGCCAACUGAAUAUAGAAGUCUUCAAGCCAUUAUUGAUGCCAAACGCCUGGAGUCUGAUCUAGUUGCACAAAAGGUUCAAAAGGCUCGCUUUGCAGCCAAGGCAACCAAGGAGAGCUCCGUAUUACGGCAGCACAGACAGGUGUGGAGCAGAGAGUGCCCCAGGCUGCAAAAGGCUGAGGACAAGGCUGAGAAAGACAUCUGUGAUUUUCUAGAACAGAUCCAGCCAAAUGGUAUAACAGACACUGCCAUCUUCUCACUUCAAGAUUAUGGGCUGGUCCUCGAGAGGGAGCGGGAGGCAUUCAGGGUAGCCACUGUGGAGCCUGUUCAUCAGCUCAAGGAUGACCUGUGCUUCAGACUGGGUGAAUUACAGCAUCAGCAGCUCACUGCCCACCAAUCAAACUGGGAACAAGUGGUACAACAGAUAAACUUUGUUAAAGAUCAGCAAGAUGAUAUAAAUUCAAAACUUCAUGCAGAGUACGUGGCCCUGGAGGAAGAGAUCGUAGGCCUUGGCUUGGAGAAAUAUCUUCCCAGUACCUCAGAUAGUCUGCUGAACACAGAAAACAUUCCAGAGGAGGUUUUGGAUUCAGACUGCCCUUACCCUGAGCUGAAGGACUCCCUGAUCCAGGCCUUCCACUCCCUGUCAGAAACGUACCACAGGAGGUUUCAGAGUCUCCAAGAGCAACUGCAAAGAACUGACAGGUUCUGUGGCUGGUGCGUAGCUGACCACCAACGCUUCCAGUUCACUUUGUCUCAAUACACUCAUGAAAUACCCAACCACAGGGCACUCUGCAUGGACAUGCUUCAGAGACUCUUCCCUGAGAAGACUAGACAAGAGCUGAUGGAGCAUGAACGUGUGUGGGACUGGCAGCGCUUCACACAGGCACAGCUGAGAGUGAUGACCCAGCAGUGGCAGCGAGAUCAGGAAGAGCUGCUGGCCAGAGCCCUGGUCACCCUGCAGGAGGCGAGACAUGCCCACCAGGAGGAGCUGGAGCUCCACAGAUACCGCCAGCACCAGCAGGACAUCUGCUCGCAUCUCAGGGAGAAGCUGCGGCAGUGGCGGACCCAGCAGGAGGAGGUGGCAAAGCUGGAGGCAGUUAUAGCCGCCAGACAACAAGAGGAGGAAGAGGCGAGGUUAAGGAGGGAGCAAGAGAAGGAGUCAGCCAUCAGAUCACAGCAGAAAGAAAAAGUCAGGCAGUUUUAUUUAAAGCAGAAGAAGAGGAUGGAGGUGCUGGAACAGAGGGAUCAAGAGAGACUUGCUAAUCUGAGGAGAGUUAUGGGAGAACAGGCGAGGCGAGAUAAAGAGAGGGUGCAGUUUCGGGCAGAUGUGUUGCAGCAGCGAAGACAGGAGAGGGAGACGCAGGAGCUCGAGCGGCAGAGAGAUGAAGAAGAGAAACAGAAUCGUCUGGAAGCUCUGAGAAACCAGAUUGGAGUGGUGGCAGAAGCAGACCCGGAGAGGAUGAUGGCAGACACGGAGGCCUGGAAGAAUCGCCACUUAAAUAUAAAGGAGUCUGAGCUCCAAAGGCCCCUCUACAGUAUUAACACGUACACGGACACACAGAUUGUGGCUGAUCCGAGAGUGCGGGUUGAGCAGGCCCUGCGGGAGGCUGGUCUGCAACAUAGUCAUUAUGCCAAAGAGGUUCUGUCUGUUAUCAGGCCACCAAAACCACCUAGACGAGAUACCAAAUCCAUAAUCAAAUUCUGACCAGGUGCUUGUUUGGGGUCGCACUGACCCUUGUUCUUGUGAGCUUGUGAGCUUCAUA